AAUGUUUGUACUUUCGUUGGGUAAAUGGUUUGGCCAUUUUGCUGUUAAACGGAGAGAAGAAGCGGCAAAUCGAGAAAAACAAGCUUUAUUAGAAAAAGAGGAAAAUUUAAAUAAAAAUAAUCAACAAUUUUCUCCCGUUAAUUUUGAAUUUAAUUCGAGAAAAGUUUUAAAAGAAAAUUUUGAUAAAGAAAUUAAGGAAGAGGAAAAUGUGGAAGAUGAAUCAGAAUAUGAAGAAGUGACAGAUAACGAUGAAGAGGAGGGGGAAGAGGAAGUAACAGAUGAGGAAAGUUCAAUUUCCUCAGCUUUUGCCGAAUUUAAAAUUGGAGGGAAUGGAAGUAUUUUAAAUGAAAAUGGAAUGAAUGGGGAAGAUACUGAUGAUGAUGAAUAUGAGACUAGUGUAGAAGAAAUAAUACAGUUGAGGGUUGAAAAGUAUCCUGUCAAAUCGCCAAUAGAAGAGGCUAAUAAUAACAAUAACAACAAGAAAAAUAUAUCCUCCACUUCAAAUUCACCAUUAGACCACACUCAGCCACAAGCAGUUGGUGCUACCGUCAAAGCGGUCAUUCGUACCAUUCUACGGAGUGGGACUGAAUUGGCAAGAAUUAAACUAAAUAAUCUGGCUGAGUUUAGAAAAAAUGAGGUAAAUUUAAUUAAUAUAGGAAAUGAUUGA
Molecule: messenger RNA, 667 nt
Organism: Meloidogyne enterolobii
Lineage: Eukaryota; Metazoa; Nematoda; Chromadorea; Rhabditida; Meloidogynidae
Source: the annotation of a GenBank genome assembly